This is a messenger RNA of Pristis pectinata (smalltooth sawfish), 3401 nucleotides long. Its product is annotated as G-protein coupled receptor 37-like 1. Gene Ontology annotation, cellular component: signaling receptor complex; plasma membrane. NCBI's taxonomy places the organism in Eukaryota, Metazoa, Chordata, Chondrichthyes, Rhinopristiformes, Pristidae. The record is from RefSeq and is a predicted model, not a curated record. Gene Ontology annotation, molecular function: G protein-coupled peptide receptor activity. The transcript is spliced from 2 exons. Gene Ontology annotation, biological process: adenylate cyclase-inhibiting G protein-coupled receptor signaling pathway; positive regulation of MAPK cascade. The coding region runs from base 232 to 1839 and encodes 535 amino acids.
AGAGCGUUGAGGCUUGGGACGAUUACUUUGCAGCAAACUGGUCAAUUCAGAUUGAGAGGCGGAGGUUCGAUGUGUUAACGGAGGGGCAAACAGCGAGCGUCGGAAGAUUUUGCGAGCAAAUAAAAGCUGCAAAGCAUCAAGUGGGUGUGGGUUUUGCGAAAGGGUGGGGGUGAUUCUGUCGUGUUGAGUGUCGGUUGUUAAUCUGCUGACGCUGGUGAGAAAGUAGGGGAAAUGUCCCUCUCUCUUGCUAUUUUGUUUCUGCUUCAGUUCUAUGUCUUCGGAUCAACAGCCUCUGGCGUCUCCAAAGGGCUGCCUGUCCCGAGGGCGAAUUCCAGGGAAGAGAUGGGGGACAGAGGGCUGGAUGGUAAAGAGAGUGGCGCUCAGCUUCUACUUGAAGGCAAGAUGGAAGGAACAGGUGCACCGAACCUCAGCUGGGACUCGGAAAAGUUCAGCAAAGUGAGAUCUGGGCCGAUGUUCCGAAAUGUAACUGCCAUCUCCCUAAAGGCCGAGGUCAGAGUAAGGCGGGGGGCGGGUGAGAAUGGCAAAGUUGUGCCCGAGGAGGCAACUGCCGUUUCUCUACGAAACAACCCAAUGGAGCCUCGCCACUUCUCGCCAACCCACUUCCAAAUCACUUCGAGGAUCCCUCUUUCUUCGUUCAAAGAUGAAAGGGAGCAGUUACAAGGGGAAGGGACGCGUGGAGUUCCCAGUGAACAGGGGGACGAAGUGGAGACGACGGCGAGGAGGCUCCAGUUGGAGAACAAUCUCUACUCGGUCACUGACACUACUUACAGUGCAUAUGCGGUGGUACUUCUCUCCUUGAUACUUUUUGCCGUCGGCAUCAUUGGGAACCUGGCCGUGAUGUGCAUUGUUUGCCACAACUAUUACAUGAAGAGCGCCUGGAACAAUAUUCUGGCUGGCAUGGCUUGUUGGGACUUCUUUGUCAUCUUCUUCUGUCUGCCCGUGGUUGUCUUCAACGAGAUCACAAAGAAACGGCUGCUUGGAGACAUCGGCUGUAAGGUCGUGCCUUACUUGGAGGUCUCUUGUCUUGGGGUCACCACCUUUAGUUUGUGCGCACUAAGCAUUGACAGGUUUCGUUCUGCAACGACUGUACAGUCACAGAUUAGGCUGAUAGAAAGUUGUCUAUCUAUUGUGGCUAAGAUGGCGGUCAUCUGGAUAGGAUCCAUGUUACUUGCACUCCCUGAAGUUCUUCUCUGGCAACUGGACCAAAAGACUUCCAUUGUCUCUGGAGUCAUCACUGACUAUUGCAUCAUUCAAACGUCUUCAAGCCUCCCUGAGCAUAUCUAUGGACUUGCACUAACCUAUGAGAAUUCCAGGAUGUGGUGGUAUUUUGGCUGCUACUUCUGCUUGCCUAUCAUUUUCUCAGUGACCUGUCAGUUAGUGACAAGAAGGGUAAAAAACACUGAAAAGAAACCUGACCUCAAAACUACAUCUAAGCUUGGCCAUUAUGAAAAUCAAAGAAACUAUACCUUGAUUGGCCUAACCAUCCUCUACGGCUGCUGUAUCAUACCUGAAAAUAUCUCUAACAUUGUGGUGGCCUACACCUUUCCUGAAAUCUCCAAGGAGACCAUUGAUUUACUCAACAUCAUUAAUCAGUUCUUUCUGUUUUUCAAGUCAUCUGUAACGCCAGUGUUGGUCCUCUGCCUCUGUAAGCCUUUGGGCCAUGCCUUCAUGGAUUGCUGUUGCUGCUGCUGUGAUGAAUGUUCCUCAGAUUCCUCAGAAAGUGAUCAGGAUAGCAAGCUGAAGAUGGAAAUGGCAUCCAUUUUUUGUGAUAAUCCCAAGGAAACAACAACAAUGAUGACUCUUGGUACCCAAUGUUAAUGCGACAAUCCUUCAGAAUUGGAAUGAUUCUUUAAGGCUGAACAGUGAAGAUAACCAUCAGCAGCUCUUAACAAAUGGUUAAUUCUUUUACUUAUCUGUGCACAGCAGUAGGUACUUUUAACUGCCUCUUGAACUAGUAUAUUAGCAGAAGUUCAGUUAGCUCUGUUAAGCUCUUGCAUUGAUAGCAAUCCAAGACUGUAUGUGAAUAACUUUUUUUUGUUUCAGCUUUACUUUAGAUUAUAAAAUAUUUUUCAAGGUUUAAUAAAACAUGAUGUUAGGAAGUAUUAAAAGGACAUGUCAUUACAGAAUAUCAGUAAUAUACCCAAGUGUUCCAAUAGUAAAUCUCCAAUAGUAUAAAGCAUGUCUAAUAUUCUAACAAUCUUUUAAUUUAAUGUUAAGAGUUAUAUUUACUAAGACACAUUUAAUCAUUAUGUAUUAUUGUUACAUUGGGGUUACUACUUACACAAAGAUCAUUGGCCAUUAUGGUCAAAAGUAACAUUUAUUAUUAUGUUAAAUUUUAGCUCUAUUGUUUUUAUAUUACUUUUGUUCAGGAGCCCCACAGUACACAGAAAAUAUUGCUCAUAGAAAACUACCUAGCUUUUAUAAACUGUUAGGUUAAUAGAUGUUUUUGCAUUCACAGUAUGAUAUGUUCAAAAGGCAGUGGCUGCCAUACUACUGUAGGAUAGGGAUAUACUUUGUUAGCUCUGCUGUGUUGGCCUAGUACUGUGAUGAAUAAAAAGGUGACCAGAUGCUUUUGGUUUUCAAUACAUGAGACUUUGCUUUUGUGUUAUGUUACAAACUUUCAGUUAUUUAAUGUACUUUAUAUCCAUGCCAACUAAUUUCCUAUCAGUAUAAGCAUCAAAAGUAUACCUUGACUGAUAUCAAAAAACGCAAUUUAACUGCAAGCUGCCAAUAUCAUGCUGGUAAGAUCAUCAGUGCAAGGUAGCCUCAGGUGAUUAUGUUUCACAAUGAUUGCAGAAGAAAUAUAAGUUUUGCAAAGCCAAAUUCUCAGAUGUGAUAAAUGGCUGCAAAAUGUAAUGUUAAAAUUGGCAGUAUUAGGGAAAUAGAUUUAAGCAAAUGAAAAUACAUUGAACAUUGCUGAUCAGUAGAAGACAAUAUUUCCAUUCAAUUUUUACACAAGUGAAUAAUGGUUUGCACCAAAUCUAUUCUAUGUGGAUUUAAGAAUUUGGUUGCAUUGAUGGUACAGCAAAUUUCUUCAGCUAGUAGUUGAGCACACAGAUGAGCACAUUUCUGGUCCACAUUAAAUUGGCUAGCUUCAGCCAUAGUGUUGGCAGAAGAACUUUAAUUGCCCUUGGUACUCUGAAAUGGAAAAAGCAGAAAAAAAAUAGGAACCCUUAUAUAGCUAGCACUAGCAUUUCAGAACAGGACUGUAUAUUGUAUAUAGACUGGACAAGAUUCAGCUCUAAGUGUCGGCUAAAGUAGAGAUGAAACUCAGCUACAAAUGUCAGAUGGGGAUAAGUUUCUGCACUAUGGUGGAAUAACCUGCUGUGGACUCAAUCAGCUGAGAAAUUAAUAAAAUAAGAAAAUGAAACACAUGACAA